Messenger RNA from Heteronotia binoei (common prickly gecko), 3725 nucleotides. RefSeq names its product oocyte zinc finger protein XlCOF6-like. The transcript is spliced from 3 exons. NCBI's taxonomy places the organism in Eukaryota, Metazoa, Chordata, Lepidosauria, Squamata, Gekkonidae. Bases 450 to 2777 code for a protein of 775 amino acids. The record is from RefSeq and is a predicted model, not a curated record.
GUUGCUGCUGAAUGGGGAAAGGGGAAGGCUUCACAUCAGCAACUCCAAAGGGAAUCCUUGCAGCCGGAUCCUAGGAAGGCUUACUCGCAAAUUUGGCUCCGCCACGGAAUGUAAGAGAGACUGUGAUGGGGACAGAGAAAGGGCCCACCUCCAAAGAAAGGUUGGAGAUUUUCUCAAGAGGAUCUCCAGAGAGUAUUUCAUUCCCAGAUGAGCUGGCUGUGACAGGAAAUGAUCAGAGGAAUUAGGAACAUGAGGAACUGCAUCAUCUAUUGCCAGAUGUAGUCAAGAAUGAAGAUGUGAGAGGAAACUUCAGAAAUCAAGGCAGAUGUAAGAGGCAAAAAGGAAGCCACGGGUUCGAGAGGAGGGAUAAACCCAUUCCUUGCAAAGGAGGAGAUGUACAAGAAAUAAUUCACAAGGUGGAGGAAACAUACAAGUGCUUGGCGUGCGGAAUGAACUUCUCAGAUCAAACCCAAUAUAAUGUCCAUGUAGGAAUGCACAGUGGAAAGAGAACCCAUCAAUGCCUGGAGUGUAGAAAGAGCUUCCUUUGCGGAGCAGAACUAAUUAGACAUCAAAGAACACAUACAGGAGAGAAAUCUUAUAGCACUUCACUCUGUGGCAAGAGCUGCACAGAGAAAUCGGACUCUGUUCAUUCAGGAGAGAAACCAUCUGUCUCCUCAGAGGGUAGAAUGACAUUCUCUGAUGAAAGAAAAGGUAAUGUACAUUUUCGGAAGCACAGAGUAAUAAAGGCACGCAAGUGCUUUCAUUGUGGAAAGUACUUCAAAUACAGGUCAGAGCUCCUUGUGCACCAAAGAAUCCACAGAGGGGAGAAAUCUUCUGAAUACUCAGAGAGUGGAAAGGGAUUGAGUCAGGUUGGCACUCUUCAUCAGCGUCAAAGGGGACACACAGGGGACAAACCAUUCAAAUGUUCAGAAUGCGGAAAGAGCUUCAGUGGGAGUGGCAAACUUAAACAGCAUCAAAGAACCCACACAGGGGAGAAACCUUUUGAAUGCACAGAGUGUGGAAAGUGGUUCAGUCAGAGUGGCCAUUUUCAGCAACAUCUACGAACUCACACCGGGGAAAAGCCAUUUGAAUGCUCAGAGUGUGGAAAGAGCUUCACCUGGAGAUACCAACUUCAACACCAUCAGAAAACCCACACAGGUGAGAAACCUUUUGAAUGCUUAGUAUGUGGAAAGAGAUUCAAUCGGUGCGUCAAUCUUAAGCUGCAUCUAAGAAUCCACACAGGGGAGAAACCUUUUGAAUGCACAGAGUGUGGAAAGUGUUUCAGUCAGAGUAGCAAUCUUCAGUGUCAUCUAAGAACCCACACAGGGGAGAAACCAUUUGAUUUUUCAGAGUGUGGAAAGAGCUUCACCUGGAAAGACCAACUUCAACACCAUCAGAGAACCCACACAGGAAAGAAACCUUUAGAGUGCACAGAGUGUGGGAAGAGAUUCAGUCUGCCUGGCAGUCUUCAACAGCAUCUAACAGCCCACAUUGGGGAGAAACCUUUUCAGUGUUCAGAGUGUGGGAAGAGAUUCAGUCAGACUGACACUCUUAAACAGCAUCAAACAACACAUAUAAAGGAUAAACCAUUUGAAUGCUCAGAGUGUGGGAAAGGAUUCACUGAAAGUGGCAAUCUUCAGCAGCAUCUAAGAACCCACACAGGAGAGAAACCUUUUGAAUGCUCGGUAUGUGGAAACAGAUUCAAUCGGAGCAGCAAUCUUAAGCAGCAUCUAAGAAUCCAUACAAGGGAGAAACCUUUUGAAUGUUCAGAGUGUGGAAAGAGAUUCACUGACAGUAGCAGCCUUCAACAGCAUCUAAGAACUCACACAGGGGAGAAGCCUUUUGAGUGCUCAGAUUGUGGAAAGAGAUUCAGUCAGAGUUCCAUUCUUCAGGUGCAUAUAAUAACCCACACGGGGGAAAAACUUUUUGAGUGCCCUGAGUGUAGAAAGUGGUUCAGUCAGAGUGACCAUUUUCAGCAGCAUCUAAGAACUCACAAGGAGGAGAAACCAUUUGAACAUUCAGUGUGUGGAAAGAGCUUCACCAGGAAAGACCAACUUCAAAACCAUCAGAGAACCCACACAGGGGAGAAACCUUUUGAAUGCUCAGUGUGUGAAAAGAAAUUCCGUAGCAGUGGCUAUCUUCAACUGCAUCAAAGAACCCACACAGGGGAGAAACCAUUUGAAUGCUCAGAGUGUGGAAAGUGUUUCAGUCAGAGUGGCAAUCUUCAGCGGCAUCUAAGAACCCACACAGGGGAGAAGCCUUUUGAGUGCUCAGAGUGUGGGAAAAGAUUCAGUCAGAGUUUCAAUCUUCAACUGCAUACAAGAACCCACACAGGGGAGAAACCUCUUGAGGGUUCUGAGCAUGGAAUGAGAUUCAGCCAGCGUGGCAAUCUUCAACAGUAUCUUAAGGCCCACACAGGGGAGAAACCUUUUGAGUGUUUAGAGUGUGGAAAGAGAUUCAGUCGUAGUAACAAGCUUAAACAGCAUCUAAGAACCCACACAGGGGAGAAACCUUUUGAAUGCUCAGAGUGUGGGAAGAGAUUUAGUGACAGUAGCAGUCUUAAGCUACAUCAAAGAACCCACACAGGGGAGAAGCCUUUUGAGUGCUUAGAGUGUGGGAAGAGAUUUAGUCAGCGUUCCAAUCUUCAGCUGCAUAUAAGAACUCACACAGGGGAAAAACCUUUUGAAUGCUCAGAGUGUGGGAGGCGAUUCAAUCAGAGUGGCCAUCUUCAGAAGCACCUAAGAACUCACACAAGGAGAAACUAUGUAAUUGCUUAGCCUGUGAAAAGAGCUUAUCUCCUAUUUCACACCUGAAAGAUGGCAGACUAUACAAUGCAUUAAAAUGAUGUAAAGUGUUGUAAAAAGCUGGAAUCUCCACAGAAACCUUAUGCUACUUGGGAAGAAAUGUUAUAAAUUCUGGGAAUGUGGAAAGAGCUUUAGCCAUAUUUGAGAUCAGAUCCCACAGGGAAGAAAGCAAUGAUGGGCAUUGCAUGUCGAAGGAUCAGCUGACAUGUCUUUAGCAUUGAGGAGGCCACCCAGGGGAGGAACGUCUUUAGUACUAAGUGCAUGGCAAGAGCCUGAGGCGCAGAUCCGACUUUCAUGUUCCUCAGAGAAUCCAUAUGAGGGUGAUCUUUUCUAGAAAUACCUGGUUCUAAUGAGAAACUUCUUCAAAUGGUCAGGUGUUGGAAAUUCAAAAAGGCACAGAGUUACUCAAAGAGGGCCUUUUUAGUGGUUGCCCUCUUCUGUGAAACUUGGUUCUUCAGUCUAUCUGCUAAGCUGACUUUUUUGACAUCUGCAAUUUUAAAGUACUGGCUAUUAUAAACAAAGCAUUAAUGUACUGGCUGUUACAUAUAAAGCCCUUCAUGGUCUUGGACCCUCUAUUUGUGAGAUCGCGAGGAUCCACAACAGCUACGCUCAUCUAUUUGCAGGAUCUAAUCUGCCAAUGGGCAAAAUCCACAACCAACUGUACAUAUGCCUUCUCUGUUGUGGCCCCCCAUGUUAAGGAAUGGCUUGCCUGGAAAAGUCAGAAAGGUUCCUGCUCUUCUGGCUUUCUGCAAACUAUGCAAACCAAUGAUUCAAGAGAGCUUUUCUAUACAUGCAAUAGAGUUGCACUAUACUAAAUGAUGCACAAAAUUAUUUGGAUAAAUGGUCUAUGCUGCUGUGUUUAGAUUACUGGAAUUAGGAUCCGACUGUGUAAUUUUUGAAUAAUUUAAUGCAUCAUGUGAA